UUUGACAUCAAAAUCGAACAGGCCGCUUUAUCCACUUUCUGACAACCAAACCUAUAACAAACGCUCUCUGCUCUUUUUUCAAGCUUCCUCAAAAUUUCUUUCUCUCUAGGGUUUCAUUUUUCUAGGGCAAAAUUCACAGAGAAUUUGCCUCCAUUUCCGCCAUUAAUCAGGAUUUCAAUCUUAGGUGGGGAUUAAGGUUUGGGGAGCUGGAAAAGUUUUGAGAAAUGUAGGCAUGAGAUAUAUUUUUCAAAGAUAUGGAAGUUAAUGGGACCUUGGUCCCUCGCCCUAGUGUUUUUCCUUCUCGAUUGGGUCACCAAGUCUCUGUGAAAAGGGAACGGUGCUUCUGCUUCUGUGUGUUGCGUGUUCUGCCAGUUGGGGAUACUCUUUCAACCUCUUCCCACCAUAGAUGGAGAAAGGUAGAAGUUCAGUGCCAGGAUAGUUCUCAAAGUGUUCAACAGUCAUUGAUUCCUCAGAGAGAUGAUGUGGGGUCGUCUCAGCUCUCUUUUGACAGGCUACAGCCCAGGGAAGAGGAUUUUACAAGUGAGCAAAAGAGGGGCUUUGGCAGGUUUGUUGUUCGAGAAGCUGUCUUGGAUGAAGAAUAUUGGACAGCAGCAUGGCUUCGGGCAGAGAGCUGUUGGGAGAACCACUCAUACAUGCGACAUGUUGAGAGUUACAAGAGGAAAUUUGCUGAGCAGGAAUUCAAUGCUUUGAAGCAGCGGUGUGCUGGGCAAUUCAAAAACUCUUUGAAGUGUUUCUGCAUUGUUGCUGUUAAAAAAGAAGAAGAGAAUGUGAGGCGUACUGUCUUGAAUAGCAUUGUUGGAACGCUUGACGUAAGCAUUAGGCAGUUCUUGCAAGGCGAGGCCUUUCCAGGGAUCAGGGAAAAGGGAUAUGGGAAAUCCUCAGCAUUAAUGGCCAGUAAUGGUUCUGACCAUCCACAUAGGUAUGCUUAUGUUUCAAAUGUUUGUGUGGCAAAGUAUGCACGCCGCCAAGGUAUUGCGACCAAUAUGCUGUAUUUGGCUAUGGAUGUUGCUCUCUCUGCAGGCAUGACGCAGAUCUUUGUUCACGUGAAUGCAGAUAACACACCAGCGAAAUAUUUGUACGAAAAAGUGGGCUUUGAGAUGGUUGAGGAAGCAGUUGACAAUUCAUCGAAAGAACCAGACCUUAUGUGUUUGAAGCUGUAGCCUAUGUUAAUCGAGUAUAAAAAUCAUGUAUAGGUAUAAAAUAACCAAGAAAAUUUUCUGGUUUAUUGGUAUAGUUUGUCAUUGAAACCCCAUAUGCAAUGUUUUUGGUUAGCACUGGGGCACUGCAGUCUGUUUUUCUCUGAGGAACAGAUUAGAUAAUAUUCAAUAUUUGAUUUUGGGAGUUGUGUGCUCUUGAAGAGUCACGACCUCAUGAAGUUUGCCGGCAAAGGGUUAUCUUUUAUUCUGUAACCUUUUGCUCGAGCCAUGUGGUACUAUGAAUGAUGUGAUUUUUUUGAACAAAUUAUGAAUGAUGUAAUCGUAAGUGUUUGACUUGCCAUUUUCGGUACA
Messenger RNA from Amborella trichopoda, 1529 nucleotides. Its product is annotated as GCN5-related N-acetyltransferase 6, chloroplastic. Gene Ontology annotation, molecular function: acyltransferase activity, transferring groups other than amino-acyl groups. Lineage: Eukaryota; Viridiplantae; Streptophyta; Magnoliopsida; Amborellales; Amborellaceae. The record is from RefSeq and is a predicted model, not a curated record.